Nannospalax galili (Upper Galilee mountains blind mole rat) is the source of this 3360-nucleotide messenger RNA. Its product is annotated as coiled-coil domain-containing protein 116. Gene Ontology annotation, cellular component: centrosome. Lineage: Eukaryota; Metazoa; Chordata; Mammalia; Rodentia; Spalacidae. The record is from RefSeq and is a predicted model, not a curated record. Bases 1659 to 3263 code for a protein of 534 amino acids. The transcript is spliced from 3 exons.
GAAGAGAGAAGUGGAGCAGGGACUGACCUCUGAAGCUCUGGACCUGAUCUGCUCUGGUGCUCAUAGGCCCUCCAGGAUCAGAGGCAGAGAGGGAUGAGUAGAGGUUGAGCACUGCAGUACCUUGUGGUGCCUUGUAAGGGUUGGAGGCCUCAGAGAGCCUUUCACCCAACUUCUUGGCAUAAACACUGCCGUGUCCAAUCCUAGUGACUGUUGAACCAUCAGACCUCAACCAGCCACUAUAGUAUGCCCCACUAGGAAGCUGCUCCAGGACAGAGCAGAGGCCCUUAGGCCCUGAAGUCCAUAGAUUGGAAAGAGAAAGCAACUAAGCUCCUCUUGUGUUGAACAGUGGAAUUAUUAGAGAUUAGGGUUGACUGCUUUGGUUCCUGCCCUAAAGAAGUGCCAGCUGGAGCCGGGCCUGAUAGCACAUGCCUUUGAUCCCAGCACUCAGGAAGCAGAGGCAGGUGGAUCUCUGAGUUCAAGGCCAAGAACAACCUGGUCUAAGUAACGAGUUCCAGGUCCCCUGGGGCUACAGAGAGACCCUGUCUCAAAAAAACCAAAAAAAAAAAAAAGUGCCAGCUGGUAGACAAAAUAAUAAUAAUAAUAAUAAUAAUAAUAAUGGCAUCUAGUGUGGGCUUGCUAUGAAUAUGUUGGGGAUGACAGCCUAUCUGGGAUGAAGGGGGAAAGAAAAGAGGUAAGAUUAUAUGGGUUCUAUAGGCCACCAAGUGUGUUUUAAGGUUUCCUGUAAUCCCCAUAGUUCCUGGUGGAAGGACGCUCAACUCAAUUCACAGAGGAGCCAGUGCUGAGAUGUUUAGUCACACCAACAAGAACCAGCAGCGACAGGAAUUAAAGUUCGGUCUGUGCUGAAAGCCAGGACUCUCCACUGCUCCCAUGAAGACUAACAAAAGGAAGAUGACCCAUGUCGGAUACUGGGUCGUCCACACUGAAUGAGGAAAGAGUCCCCUAGAAGGAAGCCGACAGAGAAGGACCAAGUCUGUGCAGCCACCAGGAAAGAGCUAAGGAAAGUGUUUGUGUCACAGUGGAACAUUGGCUUUUGCCCUGAGGAUCAGAGAUCCGAGCCUCAGGUUCAGACCUCCUGGCAGAAUGAAGAGGAUCUAUUAGUACGUCCAGGCCUCUGGUUACCAGAAAAUUUAAGCAGGAUAGAGUGAGUCCAGGGCGGUGGGGGAGGAGCCAAGGUGGGCCCCACCCCCAACCAUUGUGUCGGGGAAGCUAGUCAGCGAGUGGCCCGUUGUUAACCAAUCAGGACGAAGUAUGUAAAUGAGCAAGCUGGGAAGCUGUGGAACGACUCCAGGGCUCUGUGCAGUAGUCCAUAAAAGCGUGCUGACCGCGCGAACCACAAGAAGUACAGCGGUGACUGGUGAGCAGGUUAGGGCACCGGGGAGGGCUGGGCACACUCCCCGACCCAGACACUGUUGCAGACAGGUGGCCACCACUUGGGAAAGGGAUAAUUCGCAGAAGCCUGGCGCGUCGACGCAGAGGAAGGGUGGUGUGUAUGAAGGUGGGUUUUAGGGCCACCGACCCAAUGGGAAUAGCCUGGAUCUGCGGAGGCCUGGAUCACUUCUUCUCCCCACCCCAUGCAGAAGAGUCUGCAUCUGUGCUCCGGAACUUGAGAGAGGAGACAGGGAGCAAGUCUCCACAUCAUGGCCAGGCACUGCCACCACUCAGGAUACCUGGCUGAUGACGAGGCGGGUCAUAGAACAUACAUAGCUCCGCUACCCAAGAAACCACUGUUGCCAGAAAUGGGUCCAGCCUUAAAACUGGGACAUGUCCCACACCCACCAUCAGUGAACCAGGGCUAUUGGCAAAACCCUAAGUGCCCUCAGACCUUCGGCAGCUUCCUGGAUUUCCUGACUGAGGGCCCGGUACUGGACAGCUUGCAGUCAGUGGUGGAGAAGGCAACAGAGCAUAUGGCCACCAUGAAGACAGAGGCUGGGUUGCCACUGGUGGAUGUAAAAGAUCCUAUGUUGGAGCCAAAUGUCAGGCGCGGAACACGAGCCCGACCCAGCUUCAGCACUGUGCACAGACACCGUGCUCGGCCCACUCUGUGCACUAGACGCCCUAACAAUUACCCAUCCUGCUCCAGUUCCAUGUCUGACUCCCAUAGCAUCAUAGCUGACUGGCUGGGCUCCCACAACCAGGGCAAAGACCCAGGUGCCCGAGGUAUAGGCUCACUGCCACCAAUGAGGGACAGACUCCUGCUGGAGAAAAACCUCAAGAGGCUACUGCAACUGGAAAACAAAGGGAAAGACCUGAAUCAGUCCUGCUCCCAGAAGGACUCCCUGCUGUGGGACUCUCUGGGCAGCCAGACCAGCAGGCAGUGGACCCGGGAGCAGCCUCUUUCUUGGUUUGCAGGGCUUCUGGGCUCCAGCUCAGGCACUCCUGAAGCAUCAGAGCUGGGACCUGGAGAACAGGAGCUGAUUUUCCUCAAACAAGGGUUACACAAGGAGAUAAAGUCAUUACUGAGCCAGCAAGUAGCACUCAGCCUGCCUGUCUACUGUUCACACCGGGAGCCUCAUCAUACCCUGGACUUCCUGGCUGGGAAUCGCCUCUUUCCUGCCCUGCAGAGUGUGGUCAGCCAGGCUGUGGACAAGCUCAGCAAAGCCUGUCGCCACAAUGGCUUCCCUCUCUUCCCUGCUGCCUCAGAGCCCACCCAAAUGCUGUCUGUGAAUUCUGGUCUGGGGCAUGACUCUAAGGCGGCGAUACCCAUCAACAGGGAAGACAGGGAGGAGCACUGUGGUUCUCCUACCACAGCCUGCAGCACCAAGACAUCUCACAGAAAAAGCAGGAGCAGACGGGGUUCCCCCACUAUAUCUAAUGCCCAGAUGGCUACGAGAUUCAGGCUCAAGGUGAUACCCACAGAAGAACCCAAAGACCUCAGUCCCUCAUUCCAGGCCACACAGGAGUCCCCUGACUCAGAUCCCAAAUUACAGAAACCACCUGUAGUCCUGAGCUCCCAGAUGGCCAAGCCCCGGCAUGGCUUGCACCUUACCCUUCCUGCUCCUGGGAUCACAGUGGAGGUAGCCUCCUGCCAGACCUGUCUCAGGAGCCCUCUCCCUCAUCAGCUUGCCUCUUCCUGCCCUUCUCCCUCCUCCUCCCUUUCCCCCAUGUUAUCCUCAUUCUCCUCUUUGGUAAGCAACAUCUCCCCUUCUCCCACUGCACCAUGUUCAGAGACGAUCUCAAGAGUAGGGCUGGAGGUCUUGGAGAAACAUUUUCAGGGGAAGAGUUUCUUCAGCCAUCACACCUAGUAGCCACUGUCACUGACUCGUGCCCAAGGUCAAGAGCUCUUGCCCUGCUCUGUGGAAAUCUCCUGGAGUAGGGUACUAGCUGUUGGGGGAACCAAGA